Messenger RNA from Zophobas morio, 612 nucleotides. RefSeq lists its product as uncharacterized. The coding region runs from base 1 to 612 and encodes 203 amino acids. The transcript has 5 exons. The record is from RefSeq and is a predicted model, not a curated record. Lineage: Eukaryota; Metazoa; Arthropoda; Insecta; Coleoptera; Tenebrionidae.
AUGUCCUGGGCACGAGAACUCAAAGGUUUGCCCGGUGUAGAUAAUCCUUUUGACAAGGUAGCAAACUGCUAUAGAACUUUCAUCUCGGAUAAUGUAGAAGUUAUUCCUUUUGACAACUUGAAAGUCAAAAAAAAGCCUUUGACGAUGCCACUUAUAGAUAUGAUUAUCAAGGAAUAUGGAAAAUUCCAUGCAGUUUCCAUCGCUAUUAAAAAUCAACAACCGGAGAAGUUUCAACAACUAGCCGAAAAAUGCGGUGACUUCUGGGGAAAAAUUUAUGAAUACACAGACAUAUUAACCACACACGAAGAAUCAUGGAAAAAUCUGAAACCAAAAGUUCAACCAUUUUUGAAAAAGGUUAGUGAAGGCUUAGAAGGAAUGAAUGUUGUGGUACACGGCGAUUGUUGGAUUAACAAUCUUAUGCAUUAUCACGUAGUAAGACAACCAGCCACUAAUAUUUGCCAUACUAGACUGGCAGACGUCCAAGAUUUGUUUAUCUCUGAAGAAGGGUUCGAUAUUGCCAAAUCAAUGGCAGUCAAAAUUAAGGAUGCAUCUGGGUUUAAGAAACGAAUGCAAUAUCUCGUGAAGUUUUGUGUAGAACAAGAUUUAGUAUAG